AUGUCAUCCCGUCUGUCUUCUCAUUGUGAGUUGCCGCGUCUCCUGUCCUUCGUCUCUUCCACUCACUUGUUCGAAUCCCCAGCUGCUUUCGAAGUGAGGCUACUGGCCGAAGACCCGUCCGAUCCUCUUCCAGAACGCAAAUUCCGCAUUAUCCCCGGCACCCCCUUUGUGAUAGGUCGAAGUUCGAAAAGCCUUCACAAGGGCUUACUACCCGCAUCCGACAAUGCCUAUAUUGAUUGUCCCGUCGUGUCUAGAGAGCAUGCCUAUCUCGACAACGCCAGCGGGGAGGAUGCAAUCUUCAUUACAGAUCACUCAACACACGGGACUACGGUGAAUGGAUUACCGCUCCAACGUAGCACUCGGUAUAAACUGCACAAUGGGGACAAGUUAAGGCUUGGAGUCGAUAUCGUGCGGGAUAAGGGUAUGUGUCAGCUCCAACAUGUUGCAAGCCACGAUCAAACUGAUCCGACAGAUACGUUUGUUGCCCCGGAAUACCGCUUCAACGCUACACCUGUUCAGCCCGAGCCUGAGCGUGGACGUUCUCCGGAAGAUGUAUGUUUUCCCAAUGGCAUCGGCUUUCCGUCCCAAGCGUCUUCUCCGGCUCACGACUGGGAUGGCUCGUGCAGCGAGAAUGACGUUCUGUUUGACGAAUCCCACGACGAGUAUACGAGUGACGGGAGUCCCGCAUACACCGGGAAUGCACUCGGUGAAGCUGUGAGUGUGGGUUCGGAUAGCAUGGACGAUUCCGCCUCGGAUCCUGGGCUAGGGUCAACCAGUGACGGCGAACUCGAAGAUUUAGGCGAAGAAUUGCCGGAUAGUAGCGAGACCCAAAAUGACAUCAGGCAAUGGUUCAAUCCGCUGGACAUACCUAUCGGGAGGGAGAAUGAGGCCACUGCAUCUUCCAGAGACGCCGAGCCUGCACAAGAGGCCGCUCAGAAUACUACUCAACAGACUGCCCAAGAAAAUCGCGCAGAAGCCAGUCGGGAUAGCCUCCAAGGAGUUUCUGGUACCCCAGUAUACGGUUAUAGCAACAUCUUUGCUCCCGGUCAGCAGGCCCUGUCUCAACGCCCAGAGGGAUUUCCUAUUUCCGGAUCCACUCCCGCUCCUGCUGGUGGCUUGCCUAUAUCCACCCAAAUGUAUGGGUUCACUGCAGUCCAGCCACAUCCCACAACCUACUCCACUGCAACGCACUGGUACAUGCGGGGCGUAAUGGGCACCCAUGACAUUCCACUAUAUCGAGCACCUGCACUGCACCAAAGUACGGCACAACGUGGCGAUGAUACUCUAGAAUGGGACGCCAACCAAACAUCGUUGCCGUCCGUUUGCAAUGACGGCCCUACUCCUAGUACUUUCUCCCAAACAUCGCGCACGAAGGUGUCCAUCCCAGAACUCAUGACUGCUUCACACGAAACUCAGGCCCCAGCCGUGAGCCCUCUUAGAAACUACCCCUUUGAUGUUGCGGAACGCACCAAUCAGUCGGCGAUGGAAAACCAGGCUAGCCCUCAGAGCGCGGAUAAGUCUAGCCAACCUUUCACCUUUACGGGUUCACGGGCAGCCGAGUGUCCAACCGAUGUCGCCGAGCUCGUAUCCACCGUCGUGCAGCCUCCCUCGAGCAACUGCGCUUUAUCUGGGCUCGCAAGUAUGCAACCCACGGUCGAGGUUCAGAGAGACGAGAAAUCCAACGAGACCAAAGUGGCUGAGAAGAACACAGAUGAGGAAGAGGUUGGCCGAACGGAAGUAGCCGCUUCGUCAAGCAUCGCCCUCACGUCUGCUCGCCCGCCAAAGCGCAAGGCUGAAGAGUUGGCGGAAAAGGACCUGGUAAACAGCAAGCGAAUGCGUCGCGUAGCCGUCCCCCGCCGGUACAACAAGCUCCGGAAAGGUGUCAAAUUCACUGGAAUUCUUGCCACUGGCAUGGCCAUUGGAGCAGCCGGUGUGGUUGGGCUCCUCACUACUCUUCCUGAGGCCUUCUUCCAGUAA
This is a messenger RNA of Westerdykella ornata, 1977 nucleotides long. RefSeq lists its product as uncharacterized. Bases 1 to 1977 code for a protein of 658 amino acids. The record is from RefSeq and is a predicted model, not a curated record. The transcript has a single exon. Gene Ontology annotation, molecular function: protein binding. NCBI's taxonomy places the organism in Eukaryota, Fungi, Ascomycota, Dothideomycetes, Pleosporales, Sporormiaceae.